Prorocentrum cordatum is the source of this 882-nucleotide messenger RNA. NCBI's taxonomy places the organism in Eukaryota, Dinophyceae, Prorocentrales, Prorocentraceae. The record is from the annotation of a GenBank genome assembly.
GUGGAUUUAUGUGUAUUUAUGUGUGUGUCCCUGGGCGCCUCUACAGUGCUCCGUUUAUCCGUCCUGUCCUCCCCCUCCACCUGACUCUCCCUGCGCAAGUCUUCCCUGACGUGUGCCACCGCCUCCUCCGCCGCCUCCGUCGUCUCUGACGUGCGCAUCCUCCGCUUCCCUCGCCCCCCGCGCCAGGUCGUCAUCCACGUGGCGGGAGCGCGGAAGGGCUUCGACGUCUUCCGGCCCUUUCUCCUCACCGACGAGGCAGAGCCGGAGAGGACGGACCGCAACGGCACGAAGGCCCUGGUGGACGCAGCGGUCGCGAAGGGAGUCAAGAAGUUUAUCUACGUGUCAGCCAUCCUCACCAACGCACGGGCUCUCGGGGAGGACGAGAGCAGCGCGUUCAAGGACUGGAACAGCUACGGCAACGUGUUGGACAUGAAGCACGAGGCCGAGGAGUACCUGAAGGCCAGCGGGCUGGACUACACCAUCAUCCGCCCAACGCCCAUGAACAAUGACUUUCCCAGGGACGUCGGCGGCAUCUGGUUCGGCGCCCCGGACACCCUACUGCUGAAGGGUGACGAGGUCGGCAAGUCGAUCAGCCGCGACGACGUCUCGCUGGCCUGCGUCGACGCCAUCUACAACGAGAAGGCCUCCAACGGCACCUUCGAACUGACGGGCGCCUACGGCAGGCCGCCCACGCCCCGCAGCAGCUGGUGGUCCCCGAGCCCCUCGGGCAAGAAGGCCUUCGCGGCGGUGGCGUGAAGCGCCCGCUCCGCGCCCUGCCGUGGCAGCUCCGCCCCGCCCCCCGCGCAGCGCCCCAGCCAGCGGGCCAGCGCCGCGGAGGGCCCGCUGGCGCGGCCGCCGCGCCAGGCCUGCGGCGGGCGCCGC